This is a messenger RNA of Didymosphaeria variabile, 1968 nucleotides long. RefSeq lists its product as uncharacterized. Gene Ontology annotation, biological process: chromatin remodeling. Lineage: Eukaryota; Fungi; Ascomycota; Dothideomycetes; Pleosporales; Didymosphaeriaceae. The coding region runs from base 1 to 1968 and encodes 655 amino acids. The record is from RefSeq and is a predicted model, not a curated record. The transcript is spliced from 3 exons.
AUGUACGGCAUGAAUCAAGCCUACAAUGUUCCGGCAGACCCCAGCGGACAGGUACCGAACCAACUGCCUCAGCAAGCGCUUGAUUUUCUCACGAAAGCACCUGAGAUUACCCGAAAUGCUGCGCCCGUUGCGUGGACGUUCUUUGCGCAACCGCCGCCAGACGGCACCGCUCUGCUCAUGUGGCAGCCCCCUCGCAUGGGAACGCAUUUUGCAUCUGAUGGAUUGAUAUGGGCCGAUGCUGAGCUGUCGUACGAAAUGAACUUGAAUGGCUUCGUAGGUCUCCGCAAGCUCAAGGAGCCGUACAAGACGCUAACCUGCCGUAGCAACUUCAAGAUCACCAGUGGACCACGCUCAUUCGAUGACAAGCUGUGGCUGGUUCAUUACAGCAUGGCGGAGCCCAAUAUGAGAAUACCCGCCCAGAACAUACCCAUGACAAGGGAGAUACAACAACAACUAGCUACUCGGGGACAACUGCAACAAGCUGGCCAAUUGAUCCGCAAAGAGUUCAUGCUCGGCGAUACCGCAAACUUUCCUAAGGUCGAAUUCGCACCGCCUGGCGCCAGGACACAGCCAGCACUGUAUGGUGCGAAUCCCAUGUCAAAUAGGAAUCCAUAUGUUCAACAACAGCCUCCAGCCAAGAGAGUUCGAACGGCGCAACCCCCACGCCCCGGAGUAGCUGGAGCCGCACCUGGUGAUGCACUGUUCGACGAGGAAGAGAAUGCGACGCAGGAUACCUUUGAUUUUAUGACCCCUCGGGAUAUCAGCCUCUCAAGGUACAAGCAGCAUCAUGAAUGGAUGGAGGAGAUAUUCUCUUCACCACAUGCGUUUCCCAAGAUCAAGCCCAUCGAUCUAGGAAUAGGUUUAAUGGGUGAGCUCGCCCCGCUGACAGCGGAUAUCCUCGAGGCCGCAACUGGAGAAGCGCCCAUAGACAAGAACGGAGAUCUAAAUGCCGAGUACGGCGAGAAGAUCAAAAGCUAUUCACAUUUGACGCCAGAGAAGCUCAAGGAAUUCGAGAAACGGGUCUCUGAGUACGAGGCCAAGGAGAAGGCUGAGAUUGAGAGGCUCAAGUCCGCACAUGCCAACAAAAUGGCAGCAUUGAAACGGUCACGCACUUAUAUCAAAGCCGAACGCCGAUUACGUGAUUCGCCACGCACAGCUAAUCCUGAUGACGAUGGUCCCGACCCCUCCGAUGCGGUGGUUGCAGAUCUUGAAGAAUCACUUGGAGUAGAAUUUGAUACGAAGAAGCUGGUUGUCUGCGUAGAGAAAGGUGGCUUUAUCGAGGCACAACAGCCAUCACCCGCGAAAGUACAAGUCAAUGGCAACGGUUCAACGCCAUCGAAUGCGAUCGGAGGGUCGAAUGGUUCUGCGCAAGAUGGAAAUGCUGAAGGCGAUAACGGUACCAGCCUUCUGGACUUCGGCUCGGGCUCUUUGGGAACUCCGAUCGGAAACAUAUCACUUCCGCCGCUUUCUCAACCUCAGAGCCAAGCGCAAUCGGCUGUGGCUACUCCCAACCCUGCUGCUGGCGAUACAGUCCAAAACCCAUCUGGCGAUCAAGCUGCUAACCUUGACCCAUCGAGUGCUGCAAACGAUCUGCUCGAUCUUGACGUCGAGAUGUCUGGGAUGGCCAACAAUGACGGCAAGGGCGACGCAGAAUGGGUCAUGGUAGAGAAUCAAGGCCAUGCUCAGCAAUCGGGAGCUAACAAUGCACAGCCUCCUACCAGCAACGAUGCUCCAGCGGACGCUGGUGGACUGACCUCCAACGUUGACGCAGAAGUCGGAGGCAUGUUUGAUACUGCGGAUUUUGGCAGCUUCGACAAUCUGGACACUGCCGGAGAUGCACUAGCAGACUACACGAACGUGGGUGACGAUAACAUGGGACUUGAUCUAGUCGACGACUCAGCAUUUGGGGACGCAUUCCACGGAACAGAGAUGCAUCAUGGCGAUUCGGGCGAAGAACACAAUGCGUAG